Sinocyclocheilus grahami is the source of this 823-nucleotide messenger RNA. It is a transcript of the gene cunhxorf58, whose product is annotated as chromosome unknown CXorf58 homolog. The record is from RefSeq and is a predicted model, not a curated record. The transcript has 6 exons. The coding region runs from base 1 to 612 and encodes 203 amino acids. NCBI's taxonomy places the organism in Eukaryota, Metazoa, Chordata, Actinopteri, Cypriniformes, Cyprinidae.
AUGGAGAAUUAUGAGAAUUAUGCCAGAAGAAUUCAGGCGUAUUGGAGAUCGUUUAGGGACAGAUGGCUCUUCAGACUCCUGAUGAAUACUGUACGCUACACUCAGCAGAACAGUGUCUGGCAUCAGCUCAGUCCCAGAGAAGCUGAGCUCCUGAAAGACCCCAGUCUGAAGUGCAAGAUCAGAUUCAGGUUUGCAGGUCCUUGGUUUCCACUCUCAGUUGUCUUCAAGAUUUUCCACAUUGGAGGAGGAGGACACUAUCUGUCUGGCAAAAAAGUCUUUUCUCCCUCCAACCAGGCCACAGCAGACGCCUGCAGAAUGAUGGGAAACAGAGCAUUUAUGGAUCUCAUUUCAAUGGAUGAGUUUCACAGAGCUGCUGUUAAACCACAAGAUGUGAUUUGCAUGAGAGACUAUAUGCAGUAUUCCAGCCACUUGGAUGAGCUUCCAGCAUGUGUAAAAGGAUGGAGGUUCCUGUCUCUGAAGGUGCUGUCCCGGGAAGUCAUGCUCAGAGAGGGUGUAAAGCCAGGAACAAGAGGUAGGUUGAAGACAGCACUGCUGUUCAGACAUCUCGCCCGCUCUCAUUUGGCUGGACAGCAGCUCUCACACAGAUAUUAGAUGAACAGAAGCAUAUGGACAGCAUUAACACACGCGACAUGAAGAAACUGAACGUGACGACUGAGAAACGGGACAUCAGGAUAGUUCUACCAUCAGUUGAGACUGAAGAGUCUGAAUGGGAGGAAGAGGCUGAGAAACUGUGCAACUGGUCAAAACAACUGAACAUAGAUGCUGUGGAAACACCUGAGUUCAUUUAAAUGGAGAAAUAACA